Messenger RNA from Brassica oleracea var. oleracea, 1555 nucleotides. Its product is annotated as G-type lectin S-receptor-like serine/threonine-protein kinase CES101. Gene Ontology annotation, molecular function: ATP binding; protein kinase activity. Gene Ontology annotation, biological process: protein phosphorylation. Bases 1 to 1446 code for a protein of 481 amino acids. The record is from RefSeq and is a predicted model, not a curated record. The transcript has 8 exons. NCBI's taxonomy places the organism in Eukaryota, Viridiplantae, Streptophyta, Magnoliopsida, Brassicales, Brassicaceae.
AUGGAUGGUACGGGCUGCCAAAUCUGGAAUACUGACCCUACCAUUGAUCUUACCGGCAACAUGACGUCUUCUCAUAGUCCAAUAACUAUACAUAUUCGUGUAAAAGCUCUGCCACCGGUUGAGAGAGUCCAAGAGAUCGAAAAAGCGGCAACUUGGCUUGUUGUUGUGGUAUCAGUGUUCCUAAUGAUAUCUGUGGUCUGUUUUAUCAUCUAUCUUGUUUUCAGGAAAUAUAAAAUAAAAUUAACUGUCUUAUUUCGCCGAAUGUUCAACUUUUUAUGGAGAAAAGUCAUUCCACAAAUCACUGUUUACAUACGGAGUAGGCUUCAAACAAUGAGGGUUGGUUCAACAAUAGACCAAGAAAUGCUCCUACGUGAAUUGGGAAUUGAUAGGAGAGGCCGGCACAGGAGAAGUGCAAGGAAGAAUGAUAAUGAGCUUCAGAUUUUUAGCUUUGAAAGUGUAGCCUUGGCAACAGAUUACUUCUCUGAUGCAAACAAGCUCGGUGAAGGAGGUUUUGGUCCUGUAUAUAAGGGGAGGUUAAUACAUUGGGAAGAAGUGGCUAUCAAGAGACUAUCUAUAGCCUCAGGGCAAGGAUUAGUGGAGUUCAAGAACGAAGCUAUGCUUAUUGCAAAACUCCAACACACAAAUCUUGUGAAGUUGAUAGGUUGCUGCAUUGAGAAGGAUGAGAAAAUGUUGAUUUAUGAAUACAUGCCCAACAAGAGCCUUGACUACAUCCUCUUUGACCCUUUGGGAAAAAAUGUUCUAGAUUGGACGCUGCGGUUCAGGAUCAUGGAAGGGAUCAUCCAAGGGCUGUUGUACCUUCACAAGUACUCAAGAUUGAAAGUGAUACACAGAGACAUCAAAGCCAGCAACAUUUUGCUGGACGAGGAUAUGAAUCCCAAAAUAUCUGAUUUUGGUAUGGCUAGGAUAUUUGGAGCUCAAGAAUCAAGAGCCAACACCAGACGAGUUGCUGGCACAUUUGGCUAUAUGUCUCCAGAGUACUUCAGAGAAGGACUAUUCUCAGCUAAGUCAGAUGUGUUCAGCUUUGGGGUUCUGAUGCUUGAAAUCAUUUGUGGAAGGAAGAACAACAGCUUUCACCAUGACUCAGAAGGGCCUCUGAAUCUCAUAGUUCAUGCGUGGAAUCUGUUUAAAGAAAACAGAAUUGGCGAGGUGAUAGAUCAGUCUUUGGGAGAUUCUGCCCUUGACAACCCUCAAAUGUUGAGAUGCGUUCAAGUUGCGCUCUUGUGUGUGCAAGAAAACGCAGAGGAUAGACCAAGCAUGUUAGAUGUUGUGUCCAUGAUAUACAGCAAUAAUGCUCUUUCUUUACCCAAAGAGCCAGCUUUCUAUGAUGGUCCUCGGAGAAGCUCGCCGGAGAUGGAGCUUGAGCUACCGGAGCCAGGAAAUGGAUCGGAUAAUAGGGUUACCAUCACUGUGAUGGAAGCAAGGUGAGCUGAUGGUGGAAUAAAAACAAAAAUGAUCGCAUUUGAGUCUCUUGUUAAGACUGAUCAUACAGUAUUUAAUCAUUUGUUGAGACCCCAAAUUAAAACAGAGUUAAGGG